Molecule: messenger RNA, 2851 nt
Organism: Xyrichtys novacula (pearly razorfish)
Lineage: Eukaryota; Metazoa; Chordata; Actinopteri; Labriformes; Labridae
Source: the annotation of a GenBank genome assembly
CAUUGAACCCCUGGCGCAGAUCUUGAGAAGGGACCAACGGAUCAAAGGGGUGGGGAUACCAGGGAGCGGAGGACUGACCAACAAAUGCAUUUUAUACAUGGACGACAUCAACAUUUUAUGUACUGACCUUUUAUCAGUUUACAGAACCCUUGACAUGACUGACUUUUUUGGACGGGCCUCUGGAUCAAGACUCAACAGACAAAAGACCCAAGCCCAAUUUCACGGACCUUGGACGGCGACUGAAAUGACUGGACUCCCCUUGACUGUGACCCAGACGGAACAGAAAAUCCUUGGGGUAAAAUUUGACAGGGAGGGGGAGGAAAAACAAAUUGGCCAGACAAAGUAGGGAAAGUUAGACAGAGACUGGGGUUUUGGAGACAAAGACAACUGACUUUGGAAGGGAAGGUUUUAAUUAUUAAAGCAGUGAUUUUACCUUUGCUUUUAUUGAUUGGCUCUGUUUUUAUCCCUCCUCGACAUGUGCUUUUAGAACUGGACCGUACAAUUUUUUAUUUCCUGUGGGGGACCAAGUGGGAGAGAAUCAAGAGGGAGACGAUGAAAAAAAACAAAGAAAAAGGAGGAAAAGGAGUGCCGGACCUUGGCCUGUUUUUAAAAAGCAGAUAUGCUUCGCUGGCGAUCAGGGCUGCCAUGGCCCCAUCCAGAAACCCCAAAACAGCUGCCCUUACAAGAUUCUGGAUGGGGUCAUAUCUGCAACGGCUAAAAAUCUUACCUGUGGACCUGAGAAUUCCAGUGUCCUUUAACCUUCCCCCUGCAUAUCUUUUAAUUCAGAAAUUUUUAAAACAUUUUAAACUUGAAGAAGAACAGUUGGACAUUUUAACUAACCACCGUUCUCUCAUUUCUGUUGUGCAGGAGCGGGAGCCAGUGAGUCCAGUGCGCGGGCUUGCACUCGGUGAGCCCUCCACAGUUUGGCGCAAUGUGAACCAUCCUGCUCUUCCAAACAGACUCCGGGACCUGUCAUGGAUGGUGGCUCAUGAGAUCCUCCCAGUCAGGUCUGUUAUGCACUCCCGGGGCAUGUCAACGUCCUCACUUUGCCCCCGACCAGGUUGUGGCGCGCCUGAGUCGGUGAGGCAUCUGCUCUGGGAGUGCAGCGCUGCUGUAGAACAGUGGUCACUGGCCGGCACCUUGCAAUUCCCGUGCUUACCAGCAAGGGAGGUCCUCACAGCACAGCUAGUGCUUUAUGGAGUGAGCCAUGAACAGCAGCCGCCAAAGGACUUUUCCCAACAAUGGCUCACUCUAGCCGCCAUCAAGGACGCCAUAUGGACCUCCAGGAACUUGCUGGUAAGGAAGCACAAGCAGAUCCCCCCCGUGGCUGUUCUCCGGAUGGCAGCAGCAACGGUCACAAUGGCCGGGGCUGCAGGCGGCAGGCCUAGGAAACAGCCACAAAGAAGAAUCGCCUCUGUGCCCAUUCGGACGAAGGAGCCGGAGCUACACGGGAAAAGUUCAAAGCAGCAGCAGCCUGGCUCUCCGGGAGUGGCAGGCGGGAAGGAGCAGCAGGGUGGGGGUCUCCUCUGAGCACCAAGGCAGGACCCCGAGAGACCACACCUGUUUGGUAGAGCAGAAUGAGUUUUUUUUCUUGGUAGGGGCUUAACCCGCUCCUGCACAAAGAACCAAAGAAAGAACUUUUAACAUGAAUGCUCUUCUUUUAAGGUGGUUUUAACAACAUGGACACUUUUUAAGACACAGAGAAUUUUAACUCAUCAUUGCCUUUUAAUUUGUUUUACAUAUCAACAAUGUAUUGUGUCUGAAAAAUGUCUUUUUAAAACAAAAAAACAUGUGUUCGAUGUUGAUGUAAAUUGUCAUCCCGCUUAGGAAAAGUCCAGUUCUGAAAUAAGCACAUAAAUUGUUCUGUAACAAUAAACCUUUUGAAAGAAAAAAAAAAAAAAAAAAAUCUGUUCUUAUCAGUUUAAUAUCUGAUACGUCCCCUACCCGGGGACCAUAUAUUAAAUUGAUUUUUGGAGCUGGGAGAUGGAAUAGGGGCUUGCUCCGUCCACUCCACGCAUCGACCUGGUAUUGCAGCACCUCCAGGAACGGUGCACCCCCCUCUCUGUGGUGAAAUGACAAAGGUUGCUGUGUCUGGGUCAGCUGCUGUUGAGAAUCUUUGCAAAGGCCGCGAUCCGCCUGUCUUGUUUUAAUGCGCCAGAGUCCGCAUUCUAUGGGUGCCAUGCGCUAUGACAAAGAUUUGGAUGGUCUAACCAGUGCGUGGUCACCAGUGGGUUGAGCUGACGCAGUCAAGAAACACUAAGUCUGCAGUCAGUCAGCUUUUGUUUGUGUUAACUGAUGCAAAAAUACCUAGCUUGCGCUGCAGCAUUGUAAACUGUAAGGCAGUUUCAAGCCUUGCUGGGCAGUUCCUUGUGACAUAUGGUUUUGUGGACCCCUCCCCCCCCACACACACACACAAACACCCUUUGACUUAGAUGGUCAGCACCAUCGGUCAGUGUGAUAUGGCAGUGAAUGCGUUGCGUGUCUCUGAGCUCUGCAACUCAUACUUACCUGGCAGGGGAGAUACCAUGAUCACGAAGGUGGUUCACCCAGGGCGAGGCUCAGCCAUUGCACAUCCGGUUGUGCUGACCCUUGCGAAUUCCCCAAAUGUGGGAAUCUCGACUGCAUAAUUUCUGGUAGUGGGGGACUGCGUCCGCGCUCUCCCCUGAUCUCAUGUGGAAAGAAAAGAGUGGCCUCAGGUCUCUGCCUGUCCGGCCCUCACGGGCCCCGGACCGACCGACAUCGGCGAGCACCCGGUAAGCAUCCCCUGCUCCGGUCAGAUCCUGAUGCCACAGCCAUCCUGCUUGCAAUGGAAACACGGCUGCAGCCCCAUCAACUCUUCAGCUCUUAAAUC